AUGGAAGGACAAGGCGGCGGGGAGGAUGCUGUAGCCGCCGAUGCUCCAGAGGUAUGGUGCCUCGACGUUACGGCGCACCGGCUGUAUAUCAGGCAGCAGCUGCAAAGAGGCUUGAAAAUGUUUUGCUCUACUUCGCUUGCUGAGGAGGCAUCUAGCGCCUCUUCUGGUGGCUCACUUGCUGAAGCGCUGCAUGUGCCGUUCAUGGAGGUACAGCAACAGCAGCAUUCUCUACUUAGUGGGGUUUACUGGACUUUGUGCUGCCUCGCUCUGUUGCAGCCACCUGCUGUGGCGUCCCCGUCUUCUCAAGAGGAGCAGCAGCCGGGGACAGAUUUUCUGCCUCUACCUCUGAAAGUGAAAGAGGACCUCAUUUCCAGAGUCAUCCUCCCUUGUCUCCGUAGACGACAGUGCACAGGAUGGGUCUCUGCAGCGCCACAAGUAGAAGCAGAGAUAUCUUUAACGGAGCGGGGAUCAGGAUAUCCAAGGAGGAAGCGAGUAGAUGAAUCAUCUCAAAAACCGGCAAUGCUGCCCCCUGCAACUACCGCAUCAGCAGCAGCAGAAUCCCGUGCGCACUGUGACCUUUCAGCUCUUGGAUUCAGUAGCAACUUGACUGAAAAUGCAACCGCGACAGCUCUAUCGACAUGCAGUGGCCUGCAAGCCUUGGCCCUCUUGGAGGCUCUCCCAGUUCUCUCUGAGGAGGACUUGCAGCAGCUAAGACGUUUUGUGUUGCGCCUCCAGAGACGAGAGGAUGGAGCAUUUGCAAACACACUGCAUCCAGAAUGCAGGACGAGUUGGUGCAGAACUUGCAGUCAACCACUAGCAGGAGCAUCACCGCCGACAGCAACAACGGCAGAAGCAAAGGGAGAGGUGAAGUGGGAGAAUGAAGGGGACGUACGCUGUACUUUCUGCUGUCUCCUCAGCCUAAAGUUGAUACACGCUGCCGCUAAGGCUCACCAGAAGCGCAGCGCCGCUUCUCAUCUGCUUCAAACGUGUGCAGUCACUGCACGUGCAGUAGGUAGUGUUGGUGGAGAAGCACCUGUUGCGGUGACCCCGGGGGCUCCAUUCCCUGGAGAACCUGAGGUGUGCCGGGAGCUGCCUGCUGACCCCGGCCCCCGGUUGGUACAACCCCCGGAGGAUCCCAUAUAUGCAACGUCUUGGGAGACCUUCCUACAAGACCCGCUUGCUGGUGUACGUGUUGAUGCGACGUUUUCUUGGCUGCUGUCCCUUCUGGGGCCAGACGGGGGCGUGGGUGUCUCCCCUGGCGCUGAGCCCCAUGCAGGCGCCGCCUUCUGCUUUGCUGGUUGUUUGUCACUCCUGGGGAAGAGGGAUGCACUGGGAACUGAGAAGGCGCGAAGACUAGAGAGGCAAGUUAAGUUGCUGCCCACCCUCUCCCGGCGCUGCGGUCGCCGAUCCAGCUGCAGCUAG
Molecule: messenger RNA, 1422 nt
Organism: Eimeria mitis
Lineage: Eukaryota; Apicomplexa; Conoidasida; Eucoccidiorida; Eimeriidae
Product: geranylgeranyl transferase type II beta subunit, putative
Exons: 1
Coding region: 1-1422 (473 amino acids)
Biological process (GO): protein geranylgeranylation
Cellular component (GO): Rab-protein geranylgeranyltransferase complex
Molecular function (GO): Rab geranylgeranyltransferase activity
Source: RefSeq, a predicted model, not a curated record